Ceraceosorus bombacis is the source of this 960-nucleotide messenger RNA. NCBI's taxonomy places the organism in Eukaryota, Fungi, Basidiomycota, Exobasidiomycetes, Ceraceosorales, Ceraceosoraceae. The record is from the annotation of a GenBank genome assembly.
AUGCAAUCAGCAAGGCUCUUGCUUGACAGGAAAGGACAGUCCGCUGUCGACCUCGGAUCUGCGAGCAUAGGCGGCACAAAGGUGAUCGAUCCAUCAGUCACAGUCGUGAGUCUCACGUUGCAGGAUCGCAGGCGCUGUGAGAAAGCCAAGACUGUGACUGCGUGCACUCCUGCACCUGCACCUGCACCUGCACCUGCACCUGCACCUAAUCCUCACCCUCACCCUCACAACCGAGAAACCUCCAAUCACGAAUGUAGGAGGUGUCUCAAGUCGUGGAUGCUCACCCCGGCGCUAUGAACCCCUUUUGCGUGCGUGCGUGCGUGCGUGCUAGCUACUGUAUCGGGACUCACCGAGCUGCUCUUGUUGCCCACGUGGCUUUCGGAAAGCUUAGCAGCAGAGCGCCGAGCUAGUCUUGUUAUGAGCACUAUGACUCACGACUGAUGUCAGGUAGCAUGUGCGUGUCCAACCUCGAUAGCGUCCGAAAGCAAGGAUGAGACCAGCUUCAUCGACGCUCCGGCCCUUGGCUCCACUCACACUCUUGGCUCGCGAGUCGCGACUCUCGACUUCAACGCGUUGACCUUACACCGCGGUGUAUUCGUGAUUCCCCCGGCUGGCGCGCCGCGGUGCAUCACGUGGGGUCAGCCAUGCAGCCAUGCAGCCAUCAGCGCGCAUGCUGCUGCAGCAGCGGCACAAACGCGCGAUCCACGUAGCGGCGGUCACGUGUAUCGACUUACACGCGCCGCGUUGGGAAACGACCGGAUGAUCCCAUCGCGCCUAUCGCGGCCACAGCAGGCGCGCACCCUUCAUCCUCAGAGCCUGCAGCACCUUCGAACCUUGAUCUUUGACUCGUGAAUGCUUCAUAGGCUUCACCAGCCGCUCGCCUCUCAGGUGCGGUACAACGACGACGCCUCGCGCGACAUCGCCAUCACCAACCAAGCGCGUACCAGCGCCAUCGUUUAG